Rosa rugosa (rugosa rose) is the source of this 736-nucleotide messenger RNA. RefSeq lists its product as uncharacterized. The coding region runs from base 401 to 736 and encodes 111 amino acids. Lineage: Eukaryota; Viridiplantae; Streptophyta; Magnoliopsida; Rosales; Rosaceae. The record is from RefSeq and is a predicted model, not a curated record. The transcript has a single exon.
ACCACUACAUUUCUUUUCUCUACACCGGGUGUAUACAAUCAUGUGUCAUGUGUCGAUUUCUCUCAUGACCAACCCUGAAUUACUUCGUGUUGGCCUUCAUUGAACAAAAGUCACUGAUGAAAUGGUGCAUUCGAGAGAAGCAGACAUAGAGAAACGCGAUGAGAUUAAAACUUUGUGCAAACCAAGACAUGGCAUUCAAUGGCACUAAAUGAGGUGGUUCGUAGAGGCUGAAGUGAAUCCUAUAGCGGCAAAAAUUGAAAUUUGAUUAACCGUUUGAUCUCAAUCAGAAGGUGAUCAUAACAGUUAGAGCCAGCUCACACCUUAGUGUGGUCCAUUGAACAAGAUAUAUAUUAUCAAGCUAAGACUGAACAUUUCUUCAAGGACUGACUUUCAGAAUAACAUGGAGAAGAGGCCUAGUACUUUUGCCGUUGUUCCACUAGUGCUGCUUCUUUUGUGGCCGACUGUGUUCCCAGAAGUACUGGCUUGUCCGACUACCGGCGGUGGAUGUAGAAGUUGUCCGGCUAAAGGCGGUGAAUGUAGAAGCUGUAUCGUUAAUCAGAUGAAGUUCGUCUGCCCAAGGUGCGUGCCAAUUCUACGAUGCAUGGCUAGAUGCUUGUGGGGAGGCAGCUCAAGAAUGAACUGCGUUAAAAAGUGUGAUUGUGGUGGCGGCAACCCAAAACUUUCCGAUUGCAAGAAGUGCAUGGCACGCUGCAAGUGUAGCUGCAUAUCAUACUAG